UUUAUCAUUACUGCGCAUGGCGAAUUCCCAAACUAGCCUCUCCCUUCCACAACGCUUCAGUUUGCCCUGACAUUAUGCGCCUGCGUACUACCAUCUAGCGACUCCAGAAUAGGGAGAAUCGGUGGGAGUUAGCAAGCUGUGUAAUGGCGGCCUCGGUGUUGCUGUCUGCGGAGAACACCGGACUUACUUUUGCGGUCGGAAAUUCUGGAACUGUAGGGGCUCCCGGGAAUGGAGUAGGGGUACCGGUUCCUGUACCUUGGAAUCGGUCACUGGACAGGGCACUAGAAGAAGCCUCCGCAACUGGUUGCCUCAACCUCAGCGGCAGGAAACUGAAGGAGUUCCCGAGGAGCGCCGCCAACCACGACCUCACAGACACAACUCGGGCUGACCUGUCCCGUAACCGUCUGCCAGAGCUGCCCUUGGAGGUGUGUAUGUUUGUCUCUUUGGAACACCUGCAGCUCUACCAGAACUGCCUGCGCUCGCUUCCUGAGAGUCUUCUCAAUCUCCAGGCCCUCACCUACCUGAACAUAAGUCGGAAUCAGUUGUCGACCCUGCCCAGUCCGGUGUGCAGUCUGCCGUUGAAGGUCCUGAUCGCUUGUAACAACAAGCUGGUCUCCCUUCCCGAAGAGCUCGGCCAACUACGACAGCUCACAGAACUGGACGUGAGUUGUAAUGAGAUCCAGACACUGCCACCUCAGGUUGGUCGACUGGACUCUCUGCGAGACCUCAACAUCCGCCGCAACCACCUGGCCCGCUUGCCCCCAGAGCUGGCUGCGUUGCCACUGGUGCGUCUGGACUUUUCUUGUAACAAGGUGACAUCCAUCCCUGUGUGUUACCGCAACCUGCGUCACCUACAGAGCAUCGUGCUGGACAACAACCCACUACAGAACCCACCUGCACAGAUUUGUAUAAAGGGGAUGAUCCAUAUAUUUAAGUAUCUGAACAAUGAGGCCAGCAAGACUACACCUGAGCUCCCAGACUACGACAGGAGACCACUUGCCUUCGGAUCCUGUGUGGAGGAGCUGUACCCUGGCCGGCCAUACGGAGCGCUGGACUCUGGCUUCAACAGUGUGGACAGUGGAGACAAGAGAUGGUCAGGCAACGAGCCCACGGAUGAGUUGUCAGACCUGCCACUGCGUGUGGCAGAGAUAACUAAAGAACAGAGACAGCGGAGGGAAAGGGAGGAGCACAGGACAACUGGCUCCCAUUCUGUGACCAAUGGCACAUUAGAGGCAGAGCUGGAGCAGAUCGACUUUAUAGACAGUUGUACAGGAGAGGAGGAGGAGGAAGAGGAGGAGGGUAGGAGAGAAGUAGCAGAAACCAUCAGCCUCAGUUCCCAGUUCAUGGCUUACAUUGAGCACCGCGUCACCAGAGAGGGCUCUCCAGUCAAGUCCAACUCCUCCAGAGACUUGAGGACAGAUGACCCGAGGCGACACAAUUCUCUGCAGAACAGGACUGCACAUGAUCCAGCCUCUUCUGCCUCUAAUCAGAGAGGGUCAGUGGCCAGGGUUGGUCCGUGCGGGGGCGUGGAGCGUGUGCGGAGGAUGGCCCAGUUGGCCGCCCUGCGGUACGAGGAGGAGAGGCAGAAGUCGCGAUCAGUGCAGCGGGACACCGUCAUGACCUACGUCAAGCACAAAGCAUAUCAAAGCCCUACCAAGCUGAGUCCCACAGAGAACGAGAACACGUACCCCUCCAGGCGUUCUACCCACACGGACGACUCGGCCCUCUUCAUGCAGGGCGAGGAUCGCUCCUCCUCCCUGUCUCCCACAGCCCUCCAAUCACCUUCUUACCCCGGCCCUGUUGCACCGCCCUUCUGCCAGGGGCCCGCCCAGCGGCCAGACAGCUUCUUGUUUCGCCUCAUCCAGAAGGAAGAGCAGAGGAGAGGUGAUGGUGCCGCCCCCAGGCCGGAGCCUGAAGAGGUGACCCCUACCCAGCCUCAAGGCCCCAUGGGAGAGGAGGCUGCUCUAGUGGAGCAACUGCGGAAGAACAUAGAGUCCCGUCUGAAAGUGUCCUUGCCCAGCGACCUGGGAGCAGCACUGACCGACGGGGUCGUCCUCUGCCAUCUGGCAAAUCAUGUACGGCCACGAUCCGUACCCAGUAUCCAUGUGCCCUCCCCUGCUGUGCCCAAACUGACAAUGGCCAAGUGUCGGCGGAAUGUGGAGAACUUUCUGGAGGCGUGUCGCAGGAUCGGGGUUCCACAGGAGAGGCUGUGCACAGUGGAGGAGGUUCUGGAUGGCCGGGGAGGCUGUGUUUACGGGACGCUGGGGGUCCUGCUUUCCAUGGCUCCUCCCCCCCCUCCUAAUGCCUUCUCCCCCCGGCCCAGCUGGCAGGCUUCGCCCUCUUCUAUCUGUCCAUCAUGUCUGUGCUGUGUGCCCUGUACUGCAACCUGGUGCCCCACCUCUGAACUGUCUGUCUGGACCACACAACCCCUUCCUCACCUUAUCAACUGGCUCUCCACCACUCGUACACACACAUGCACGCUCACACACCACUCGCACUCCUACGCGCUUCUCAUUUCAUAUUGCGCCGACUCCCAUCACCACAGCGGUAUCCAUUCAGACGCAGCAGAACUCGACAAGGGAAAAACACAAGAAUGAGAGUGGACCGCUCUGUCCCACUCUACCAUAACAAAGAGGAGCGCUCGCCACUGCCUGGUUUGCCAUCCACUGAAAAGGGAACAACUCCAUAUGCCAAAAACCAUAUAGUAGGUUUUAUCUUUUGUUGUUCCAGUUGUUUUUUGGGGAAGGUUACUUGCUUCCACUUGAGGAGUGGCAAGGUGGACCUUCAAUGCUCCCUCGUUACCCUUCUGUCAUGUACGGCACUGCCCCCAUUGAGAGAGACAGCGAGACCCUGGAGGUUGCUGUGUUGUCAAUGAGCUGUCUGCUACUGUACCUACCUACUGAACCUCCUUCUGUGCCUUAAGUUUGUCCGCCUGCCGAAGUGUGUGCAUGUGUUUUUUAGAUGGAACCUUCCCACCCGAAAGCGCUUCCAUUGCACAGAUAACAUCAAAGUAGUUCUUGUCAUAUGUAGCCUACGUGCUUCCUCCUCCCCGACUGCCCCUGAGAAGAACCAACCACGAGUAAUCUGACCAAUCAACGCCAAGCGCUUCUCUUCUCUCCUGUCUCGAACACGGCUUAGCCUUAGCUGCAAAGUCAGUCGGACGUUUUUGCCUAAUCAAGAAGAGAGCAGGUAGCCGAGGGUAAUUUGUAAGCCUUUGAGUCCUUGCUGACGCACAAUCAGGUAUCCAACAGGCACCUUUUUCUCCUUGACUGUCUGUGAUCGAGCCCCCCUCUGUCCUAAUGCUCAUUUUGUGGCUCGGGGGUGAUGUUACCCCUAGGUACAGAUCUAGGAUCUGCUUCCCCUUCCCCAAUCCUAACCUUAGUGGAACUGAAAUUCUCAAAUCAACCUACAUUUUACAUGUCGACAUUAGGUAACGUUGUUGAACGUGAUGAUAUGAAAAUGCUUUUAAAACAUAUGAUAGGUUUUAGAGCACCGAAUACAAGCUUGGAAAGAUGUGGCCACAGCCAUAUUGAAAAAACGUCAUGGGAAUAGUGGAGUGUCCGCGCCGAACUGUACUUUUUGAUCAAGACUGAUUAAGAUGUGAAUAAACGAAAAGCUAAAACUACCCAUUUGAGAUGGAACAACAAUAAAAUAAUAACAAUCAUGUUAAAAAGCCUGUAUAGUCCUGUCAAAAAAUCCACUUGCAUAAGUUUUGAGCUUAGUCAGAUAUAGGUUACAUAAGUGAUUUUCACAGGGGCAGGGGCAUCGGCUCUACUGUUUCCCUACAUAUUAGUAAGGAGCUAAAUACAUGAUGUCCACAAUAGCAAAGCAGUUAGCCAGCAUUGAAUAAACUUGUAUAGUCCAGUCAAUAACCCAAUUGCACAUGUUUUUGUGUUCAUUCAGCGAGCAAGGUCUAGCUGUGUUAAACAUUACAGUAGUUUAGACGGGCAUCGAUCGUACUGUUAGCCGAAGUUAGCCAUCAAGCUAGCUAAGAGCAAAAAGCUUAGCUAACCGCAUGGUAGUGCCCACAAUAAUAGUCACUUUUUUGUUGGCACAUGGUGUACACUAUGCAUAAAACAGUAUUCAAUAUGGUUUGCCGUUAGGGACUUCAGAUGUGCCAAACCUAAGCGAGGCUAGCUGGGCUAGAAACAGCUGACUAGUAAAACAAAUAUUCAGUUAAUGCAAGCUAACGUCAGCUACAGACAUGUAGGUUGUUCAAUUUCCACUCCUAUUGAAUCAAUUGCAGCUAGUAGUCAGACUUACCAUAUGAUGCUGCCAGUAUCCAUAGUAAAAUCCUGCACUGUCGCAAGCUGUUCUGAUAAAAUCACUAGCUAGCUAACUAACGAAAUAUCCAUCAAUGAUAGCUGAGCUUGGCGUGGUUUUGGUCUAGCUACCUAGCUAUGAUAGCCCAACUUGCACAGUGUAUAAGUUGAUUUUUUUAUUUCAUUUACAUUACAUUUAAGUCAUUUAGCAGACGCUCUUAUCCAGAGCGACUUACAAAUUGGUGCAUUCACCUUAUGAUAUCCAGUGGAACA
Messenger RNA from Salmo salar (Atlantic salmon), 4535 nucleotides. Its product is annotated as DISP complex protein LRCH3. The record is from RefSeq and is a predicted model, not a curated record. Lineage: Eukaryota; Metazoa; Chordata; Actinopteri; Salmoniformes; Salmonidae. Gene Ontology annotation, molecular function: protein binding; nucleic acid binding. Gene Ontology annotation, cellular component: cytoplasm.